UCUACCGCUUUGAGUGUGUCACCGCAGAGUUUGCGACCUCUGAAUUCUCGCCGGCGUAAAAAGAAGUUGAAGGAAAGCUUCUAUUUGAGAACGGCGUACACUCCUACAUUGCAAACCCAAAACGGCACAUCAAUGGAAGCUGAAGAUGACCACCCCAGCAACAAGGACCUCUUCUUCGAUGGUCAUCAUCAAUCUCUUUCAUCCACUGAAGCUGCUUAUAGUCCCAAUGCCAAGACGAAAGUUGAAAGCGGUUUUGGUCUCUUCUGCGUUAUGAGAAAGAGAGCUCGUGGUGAUGAUGAUGAUGACAUGUCUUCUUCGGAUUUCGAUUACGUAGAGAAAGGUGAUGACUUUUUCUGCAGUGACAGUGACACAGACCUGUCUGAAUGUUCAGAGUUCGAUGUUAUAUCACAACAUGUUGUAGAAGACAAGGGUUUGUUUGGGUCUGAGUCUCUGUCCACAUGCAACUCUCCUUGCCUUAGUGAGGAUCAUAAGAUUGGCCUUGGAAUCUCUUCGUUGCCUUUAACGAAAACCCUUGAAGAACCUAGUAGGCAGUGGUCAGUGUGUGGCUCUGUAGCUGCAGUUAGAAACAUACCUCUAGUGGGAGGUGCAGAAACUUUAUACCAGGAAGAAGAAGCUGAUGGUGAAGAUGAGAUGUCCUUUUCUGACAUUGAUGCUAUGGUACGCAGAUUGAAUCUGAUCCCUGAUGAUUCAGAUUCGUGCUUAGAUAUGGAAGAACGGAACAUGUCUAAGCAUCCAAGGCAUACAUUACUUGGACUGGAACACUGCUCAGUGACUUCAGUUCCGAGAGGAAUUAUAUCUCAAGGGGCUUUAGCUGUCCUGCAUGGUCGUGAUUUUAAGCAUUUUAUUAGGAAACAAGAGGUAAUUAUUGGGAGGUCAUCUGAUGGCAUGAAUGUUGACAUUGACUUGGGUAAAUAUGGUUAUGGGAGCAAGGUAUCUCGGCGUCAGGCACUGGUGAAGCUAGAGAAGAACGGAACAUUCUCCUUAAAGAACCUUGGAAAGCGACAUAUCAUUGUAAAUGGGGAGAAGCUCAGUACAGGACAGAUUGCAUCCCUUACAUCACGUAGCUCAGUCGACAUUAAAGGAAAAGUCUUUGUGUUCAUGAUUAACAAAGAAGCAGUGAGACAGUUCUUGAAGAACAACACACGGAGAAACAGCAAGGACGACACCAAGUUCAGAUGGUGCGAAUAGAUUAUUUUUAGUACUUUUUGCUCUGCAUAGUCUUAAGUGAUCCCUUUAAUCAUAUGUGAACAUUUUGGGAUUUAUAAGUUAGUUAGAGCAAAUGAUUUGAAGUCUUUGCUUGCAACAGCUGCAAUCACUAUAAAGUGUUUUGUUAUGUCAACAACCAAUUAUUUAAUGUACAUAUUUGGUCAAA
This is a messenger RNA of Brassica napus (rape), 1393 nucleotides long. Its product is annotated as microspherule protein 1. NCBI's taxonomy places the organism in Eukaryota, Viridiplantae, Streptophyta, Magnoliopsida, Brassicales, Brassicaceae. The coding region runs from base 133 to 1209 and encodes 358 amino acids. Gene Ontology annotation, molecular function: protein binding; G-quadruplex RNA binding. The record is from RefSeq and is a predicted model, not a curated record. Gene Ontology annotation, cellular component: MLL1 complex; Ino80 complex; NSL complex. Gene Ontology annotation, biological process: positive regulation of transcription by RNA polymerase II. The transcript has 7 exons.